CUCCGAUUGUCUGGUCGACUGUAAUGUUCAUGUUGAUGUUCAUUCUUCACCGACAUGACUUUUCCUGUAACACUCCCAUUUUUGACAGUUCUUAUGUUUAGGUUAUGAUUUUACUCAAAAUUUAGUUUAUUUACAAAAAUGAAAUUUCGCUUUUGUGGCGAAGCUGAUUGUCCCGAUUGGCUUUUGGCCGAAAUAUACACCCUUUCCCGAUUAUCAUCAAUUAAAUUAAAACUUUUAGCUCAAAUUGUGGUUCAAGGGAUUAUAAAGCCACCAGUUGAUAUAAAUAAAGCCGAGCAACUUUUUUCUGAUUCAAAAUUAGACGUAGACAUUGAUUUGAAAGCUUGCGUAGCUUGUUUAUCAUUUAUUAUAACAUCAGCUGUACGUUUCAACUGCAAUAGCAGUGCUCUACAUAGUGAGCUGCAACAAUUAGGGCUUCCUAGAGAACACAGCACUUCAGUUAAACGCGUCGUCGAUGAGCACUCUGAAGAAUUAACAAGUCACUUCAAAAAACAAUCACUUAGAGUUAAUCAGUUGGAUAAUAUCACAGCGGAAGUCGAUAACACAACAAAUUGUGUUUCCUUGGAAUUGGUCAUUAAUGGAGACAGUCACAAAGUCACUAUGGUACCCUUCACUGCAAAUGUUUUACUAGAAAAUUUGAAAAAAGUGAGAGAAACAAUGGUACAAUUGAAGGAUCCCGUCGUUUUUAUAUAAUGAAAGAAAAUUGCUUUAUUGUGCUGAGAUGUAAUUAAUUAUGCCACUUUUUACUUUUAUCAAAAUACAUUUUUACUUUACUAA
Molecule: messenger RNA, 795 nt
Organism: Tribolium castaneum (red flour beetle)
Lineage: Eukaryota; Metazoa; Arthropoda; Insecta; Coleoptera; Tenebrionidae
Exons: 5
Coding region: 139-711 (190 amino acids)
Source: RefSeq, a predicted model, not a curated record